AUGAGAUGCAGAGGAGAGGAGGAGAAUUCUCUCUCUCAUAACAGGAAAUUAGUGUGCGGUUUCAAUGCAGCCUGGAGUGCUUGGGAAAGCGAGAAGGAUUUUUCAAAAGCGUACAGCAGUAUGGCCAGCUAUGUGGAGCAUCCCGCUGCUGGUUACAGGAAGAUCUUUGAGACAGUGGAGGAGCUGAAUGAAGCAAUUCCAGCCAAGGUCACCGGCGUUCUGCCAACAUGGCUGGGCGGCAGUCUUCUCAGGAUGGGACCGGGUCUUUUCGAGGUCGGGGACCAACCGUUCCGCCAUCUGUUUGACGGACAGGCUCUCAUGCACAAGUUUGACCUGAAGAACGGUCGGGUGACCUACUGCAGAAAGUUUUUGAAAACAGACGCCUACGUCCGUGCCAUGACCGAGAACAGAGUGGUCAUCACGGAGUUUGGCACAGCGGUGUACCCUGACCCCUGCAAAAAUAUCUUCUCCAGAUUUUUCUCCUACUUCCGGGGCAUUGAGGUGACUGACAACUGCGUCGUGAACGUCUAUCCAGUUGGGGAGGAAUUCUACGCCGUCACGGAGACCAAUUACAUCACCAAGGUUGAUCCCGAGUCACUGGACACUUUAAAGAAGGUGGACCUGUGUAAGUACCUGUCGGUUAAUGGGGUAACAGCCCACCCCCACUUUGACGCAGAUGGUACAGUCUACAACAUUGGCAACUGCUUUGGCAAGAACCUGAGUCUCGCUUAUAACAUUGUGAGGAUCCCACCUGCUCAGAAAGACAAGUCGGACCCCCUUGAGAAAUCGCAGGUCAUCGUUCAGCUCCCAAGCAGUGAGAGGUUAAAACCCUCCUACAUUCACAGCUUUGGUUUGACCGCCAACUAUUUCGUGUUUGUGGAGCAGCCGGUGAAAAUCAACCUGCUCAAGUUUCUGUCGGCUUGGAGUGUCAGAGGAGCCACAUACAUGGACUGCUUUGAAUCCAAUGAGAGCAUGGGGACGUGGUUUCACCUGGCCACGAGGGACCCGGCGGCAUAUCUGAGCGGCCACAAGUUCCGAACUUCGGCUUUCAACAUUUUCCAUCACAUCAAUGCUUAUGAAGACCAGGGAUUUAUUGUCGUUGACCUCUGCGUGUGGAAAGGACAUGACUUUGUGUAUAACUACCUGUAUCUGGCCAACCUGAGGGGAGAGUGGGAUGAGGUGAAGAAAGCAGCCGCGAGAGCGCCUCAGCCCGAGGUCAGAAGAUACGUGCUGCCGCUGGAUCUGCACAGCGAGGAGCCAGGAAAGAACCUGAUUUCUCUGCCGUACACGACAGCAACCGCUGCCCUUCGUAGUGACGGAACCGUCUGGUUGGAACCUGAAGUCCUCUUUUCCAAACCAAGACAAGCCUUUGAGUUUCCGCAGAUCAACUACUCUCAAUGCCGUGGCAAGAAGUAUUCCUUCGCGUAUGGUCUUGGACUCAACCAUUUCAUCCCUGACAAGAUUGUCAAGUUAAACGUCCAGACCAAAGAGACGUUGGUGUGGAAGGAGGAUGAGUGUUAUCCAUCAGAGCCGCUAUUCGUACCAACACCGGGCGCUACUACGGAGGAUGACGGUGUGCUGCUGAGUAUUGUUGUCAAGCCAGGAGCAGAGAGGCCCGGCUUCUUGUUGGUGCUGGAUGCCGCCAAACUGACCGAGGUGGCCAGGGCAGAGGUUGACAGCAUCUUUCCGGUGACUUUUCAUGGCUUCUACAAGCCGUGAUCCUCACAUACAAGCAAGCCCAAAUAGUCAACGUGCGUUGCGGAGUCGCGACAAAAGGACGGUGGUUUUUCUUCACCAAGUACACAACACGGAUCUUGACGACCUGUGUCGUCUGUUGAUGUACUUUACUGAAAAGCAAGAAUACAGGAGUGAAGCAGCAUGUCUUGUCAACGCUCAAAGGGGCAGGCAACUUUCAACCGCACUAUACUCUAUUGAGUUUUAUAUUUACCAACACCUUCACAAUAUUAACAAACAAAAAUGUUUUGACUUUUUUUUUGUGGUAUAUGACACAUUUUUUUAUUUGUUGUCAUAAAAAUAUGAGGCUUUUAUAGGAUG
Hippocampus comes (tiger tail seahorse) is the source of this 2055-nucleotide messenger RNA. Its product is annotated as retinal Mueller cells isomerohydrolase-like. The record is from RefSeq and is a predicted model, not a curated record. Lineage: Eukaryota; Metazoa; Chordata; Actinopteri; Syngnathiformes; Syngnathidae. Gene Ontology annotation, biological process: zeaxanthin biosynthetic process; retinal metabolic process. Gene Ontology annotation, molecular function: all-trans-retinyl-ester hydrolase, 11-cis retinol forming activity; beta-carotene 15,15'-dioxygenase activity; retinol isomerase activity. The transcript has 14 exons. The coding region runs from base 1 to 1719 and encodes 572 amino acids.